Papaver somniferum (opium poppy) is the source of this 802-nucleotide messenger RNA. RefSeq lists its product as uncharacterized. NCBI's taxonomy places the organism in Eukaryota, Viridiplantae, Streptophyta, Magnoliopsida, Ranunculales, Papaveraceae. The transcript is spliced from 4 exons. The record is from RefSeq and is a predicted model, not a curated record. Bases 67 to 408 code for a protein of 113 amino acids.
CCUUGAACAUAACAUUGCAGUCUCCAUUCUCCCUCAAAAAUAAAUAGAUCUGGUUUCAUUAUCUUAAUGAUUUUACUGAUUAGUGUUAUGAGUGUUAUACGAGAACCUUCAAUCCCAUAUUCCACAAUCUUUGGAUUAUCACACUAUGAUUUUCCCUCUCAAAUUUUGUUUCUUUGCAUCUCAAUUCAUGGAUUCCUGAAGAAGAAGGAGAUCUCCAAUAUAGGUCUAGUCCAGCCUACAAGAAACACAUUCUGGAGGGAAAAUCCUCCAACUGAGACAGCUAUAUUCAAGAUUGAGACGCCACAUGAAAAAAUUUGCAAUAUAGCGGAGGAGACGGAUCGUGAAGAAGAACAAAUUCAGACAUUUGUUGAGAAGACCCAAGGACGUGGCUUGAUACUGAUGGCAUGAUGGACGAGUUCUCCUAUGAUGAACACAAGAGACAGCUUGAAGGAUAAGGUUCAUUAAUCCGGUUGAUCAUCCAGCCCACUUGCAUUUUCAAGUAGUUAUUUACACACAUGUUUUUGGGAAUGGUAUAGGUGUUAGUCCUGGUUACAAAUUAUAUCUACAAGUAAUACUGUUGCUCAUGGAAAAUUUGGUGCACAAACAAAUUCAGUAUUUUAGGAAUUUGUUUUUACACUAUAUCUUGUCAUUGGUUUACCCUUAUCUUUUUCAUGUAAGAUAUAACCAUGUCUGAUGUAUCACUGAAUGUCGGUUAUACAGAUUAGAUCUACCCUUACUGUUGAACAGUUGUUCUUACUUUUUUAUGCUUUCAUAAGUUAAUAAAAUUCUUAGUUCUUAUUCU